CGAGUCUGACUUCAGAACCCAUGCUUUCAACUAGUACAUUAAUCUACUUCCUAUGUGUUGGUUUUCUUACCUUAUUUCUGUUCCCUCUUCUUCCUUUUCAUGCACUAUAGUGGUAUUUUCAACACUGGACUUGGAGUAUUCCCUGACCUGACCAAAGUUUAUUCCACUGAUGUAUUCUUUAUACUUGAAAUCACAGACAACCCUUACAUGACUUCCAUCCCUGCCAAUGCUUUCCAGGGGCUGUGCAAUGAAACCCUGACACUGAAAUUAUACAACAAUGGAUUUACUUCAAUCCAAGGACAUGCUUUCAAUGGGACAAAGCUGGAUGCUGUGUAAGUCGAGAGUAGCCAUGGACAUCACUAUCUUCCUCCAUAAUCCCAACCCC
Lontra canadensis (Northern American river otter) is the source of this 385-nucleotide messenger RNA. RefSeq names its product thyrotropin receptor-like. Bases 100 to 336 code for a protein of 78 amino acids. Gene Ontology annotation, cellular component: membrane. The record is from RefSeq and is a predicted model, not a curated record. NCBI's taxonomy places the organism in Eukaryota, Metazoa, Chordata, Mammalia, Carnivora, Mustelidae. The transcript has 3 exons. Gene Ontology annotation, molecular function: thyroid-stimulating hormone receptor activity. Gene Ontology annotation, biological process: G protein-coupled receptor signaling pathway.